This is a messenger RNA of Varanus komodoensis (Komodo dragon), 5211 nucleotides long. RefSeq names its product potassium channel tetramerization domain containing 12 (gene KCTD12). Gene Ontology annotation, cellular component: presynaptic membrane; postsynaptic membrane. Bases 1 to 1029 code for a protein of 342 amino acids. Gene Ontology annotation, molecular function: protein binding. The transcript has a single exon. NCBI's taxonomy places the organism in Eukaryota, Metazoa, Chordata, Lepidosauria, Squamata, Varanidae. The record is from RefSeq and is a predicted model, not a curated record. Gene Ontology annotation, biological process: protein homooligomerization; regulation of G protein-coupled receptor signaling pathway.
AUGGCCUUGGCGGACAGCGCUCGGGGGCUGCCCAACGGGGGCGGCGGGGGCAACAGCAGCGCCUUGCGCGGCGCGGCGCGGCCGCAGCAGCAGCAGCAGCAGGGGCCGGCGGCGGCGUCGGUGCCCGGCGGCGGCGGCGGCGAUGCUUUCCCGGAGAUCGUGGAGCUGAAUGUCGGCGGGCAGGUAUACGUGACGCGCAGGGGCACGGUGCUCUCGGUGCGCGGCUCGCUGCUGUGGCGCAUGUUCUCGCAGCAGGAGGCGGCCGAGCUGCCCCGCGACUCCAAGGGCCGCUUCUUCCUCGACCGCGACGGCUUCCUCUUCCGCUACAUCCUGGACUACCUGCGGGACCAGGAGCUGGUGCUGCCCGAGCGCUUCCCGGAGCGCAGCCGCCUGCAGAGGGAGGCCGAGUACUUCCAGCUGCCCGACCUGGUGCGCCGCCUCGCGGCCGCCGCGGCCCCGACGGCGCGCUUCUCCGGGCUGCUGCGCGACGCCUCCGUGUGCGCCGACGAGCCGCCGGGGGCGCUGGGCUACCUGGAGGCGGAGUUCCCCGAGGCCGGCGGCCCCGGCGCGUCCGCCUCGCCCACGUCCAGCCGCAGCCCCUCCGGGGGGCCGCUGCUGGCGCCGUCGCUGUCGCUGGACGCCGGCGGCGCGGCGGCCGGGCGGCGCUCGGGCUACAUCACCAUCGGCUACCGCGGCUCGUACACCAUCGGGCGCGACGCGCAGGCGGACGCCAAGUUCCGCCGCGUGGCGCGCAUCACGGUGUGCGGCAAGACGGCGCUGGCCAAGGAGGUCUUCGGCGAGACGCUCAACGAGAGCCGCGACCCGGACCGGCCGCCCGAGCGCUACACGGCGCGCUACUACCUCAAGUUCAACUUCCUCGAGCAGGCCUUCGACCGCCUCAGCGAGGCCGGCUUCCGCAUGGCGGCGUGCUCGUCCACCGGCACCUGCGCCUUCGCCCCCGAGCAGGGCGGCCCUGCCGACGACAAGAUCUGGACCAGCUACACCGAGUACGUCUUCUGCAGGGAGUGAGGGCUGGGCCCGCCGCGGGACGGGCGCUCAGCCGAGGCGCAGGGCGCUCCCCACCCGAGGACUUGCUCCGGAGGGCCCCUUCGGCUCGCCACAGCCUUUGCUUUCGGGGCCUGAAAUGCAUGCGGGGGAGGCAGGCGGGGGAGGCGAGCCGCCGUCCCCGGUGCGUGGCGCGGAGCUAGACAGAGCUGCACCUGCUGGAUUUCUGCCUGGGUGAGGCGCCGAUGGAGCCUUUGCCUAGCAAUGGGGUGGUGACCCGAGACCUCCUUCCUCCUGGCCCGGAAGGGAAGCCCCACGCGCGCUUUCCCACCUGUGUCGCUCAAAGUAGAUGUGGGGAACCUCAGGCCCACGGGCCCUAUCGGGGACUGGGUUCCUCUUUCCCAGACCUGCCCCUGACCCGCUGGCCACGGGGUGGUUUCCUGCUAUGUUGGCCCCCCGGCUUGGUUCCAGGCCCUUUGCCUCUGGCCCUCACCACUCUUCUCCCAUGGCCUCUCAGAACCUGAAUUCAGCUCCCUGGCAACCCUUGCCAUUACCUGGCGUUCCUCCCUUGAUCAUUUCCACAUGUUCCCGCAGACUCACCCCCCCCCCCGCUCACCCGCCUCUCACUAGCCCAUCCAAAGAACACCUUCGAUAAUAGGCUCCUUAUUGAGAAGGACGCCCCUUUAGCCCAAACCACCCCAUGUCUUUAUAAGCCCCCCUUUUAAGCUUGAUCUGGAACUCCUGUACUCCUUCACCAGAACAUGGAUCUAGCUCGCCUCUCUGCGCAAUUUUCAUCCUGUGUCUUGUGCCCCUGUUUCCAUGCCAUGGCCUCAUUCUUCUGUCUGCUCAGUCACCCCGAACAGCAGCUGUUGGCAGGAACCUCAAUACCUCCAAUUCUCCUGCACAAGUAUACAUGCCCUGUUCCAACGUGUGUGCAUGGCAAGGUGUCCUGCCUGUUUAUCUGGGACUCCUUGUACUGCCCUGGCAAACACACGUGGUGCCAGUGUAUUCCCUGGGUGAAUGAAUCCUGUCCAUCAAAUGCCACCUUUUCAAGGGACAGGGAAGCCAUCUCCUUCCAGCUGUUGGAGCCUAAGUCCCAUCGUUCCUGACAGUUUGCCAUUUGGCUGGGGAUGAAGGGAACUGGAACCCAACAGCAUUCAGAAGGCAACAGGCUUCCCACUCCUAGGAUAAAAGCUCCCUUAAAACAUAAUAGUGUGUGAACUUUUGUCCGAAAGUUGCCUGCCCAGGAAGGAAUGAGAUGGGACAAGAACAAGACUUGCUGGUCACAUCCCUGUUGGUGGGAAGAUAUUUGCCUUCCCAGCAAUGCUUAAUCUUGGUUCUAAAUUGGACAGAGUCAAUGGAAUAGAAUAGCUAUUUGUGAAUGGGCACUUAGUUUCUGCUCUUUUCUCCCCUUUCUCCUUUUUGGGAGAAAUGCUAGCAGUGUGACCUCCUGCAUCAUUAUCUUCUCUCUGCCUUCUCUGCUGUUUUCCAAAGUGCUCUUCAGAGCUCUUGAGCUGAAUCAACGUGUGUGGUGGGGCAGGAAAAACUGGUGUCACAACACUCUGGAUAGUUAAACCACUUGAUCCUCCUCUGAUCAGUUCAAAGACCCCAGACAACAACAGUGCUUUCAAAGUGAGAAUGUUUGGAAACUGUACUACACCUGGGAGAUGAUAUUGAAGGAGAGUCUUUAAUGAAGUCCCCCAUUACCAAUACUUACGUGGGUGUAUAUAUUAGCAAAUUUACUGCACAUUGUUUAGAUAUCUAGAAAGCAGGCUGCCGAGCUGGCUGAGGGUGGAGAUGAGCUGCUGGCAUCCUGAGCCUGCAGCCUUAUUCACACAUUACUUGUGUGAAUGGGGAUCUGUGGUGAAAGAGGCUGCGGCUCUCCUGCCACCGCUGCUGUCAACAUCCGGGCGUUUCCUGUUCUUGUGCGAACUGCCUGCAUGAUUUAGAACCUUGAUUAUGCAGUGGCAACUUUGGGGGCCUGGCCUCUUUCCUGGCUUCCUGAUUCGUAUGAGUAAUGCAUGAAUAGGGUACCGAGGUCUUGGAUCAACAGAGGCUAUUCGUGUUGCUAAGCUUCCAUUUUCUUGUUCAGUGGCAACGUUCAAUCUAAUGCUUCCUUGAAGAGUUUGUUGUAGGUUCCCCUUCCCCUCUUCAGCCAGAAAGAAGAGGUGGUUAUAAGUGUGUUACCUAGGCUAUGCUGCCUAAUAUGAUGGACUUCCUGAGUGGGAUUUUGGCUUUCUCUUCAAAAGUUCAAGGGCAAAUUUUAGCUCUGUUUUAGCAUGAGCAUUGCCCAUUGCUUUUCUAUGCGGUGUACUCCUCUUUAACAGUACUGAAACACUGGUUCAUAAGAAUUUGGGCUGACACCUUCUCUAGGAAAGUACUAUUAAAGAAUAAGCACAAGUGGGUGGUUUUUUCCCCUCUAAAUGAAGGCUUUGGCAUUUUCUCAUUAAGCAGCUGAAAUCAAGCACAUUGCACUUCUUGACUUAAAAGUACAGUUCAUUUCCAGUUGUGAUCCAAGCAGUAUUUUUACAGGACCCAGUUAAGCUGAUAAUACUUCAAGUGGUAUACAUUACAGAUUGAUAAUUUACUUCAAAAUGUGUUUCUUACAUGUGACAUCUUGAUUCUUGGGUUCAGAGUUAUAGGCACUUAUAGUUUCAACCAAAGAGUUUUUCCACAGAGUUCUUUAUUUCAGUUGCUUGAACAAUGGAGUUUUCUUUUUCGUGUAAAAGAGAUUAUUCUGAAACCCAGGACUUCCUGCUUGGAUUGUCAAGGAUAGCAGAAGGUUCGCGUGUACCACAAAAGCCUGGUUUAAUGCUACAUGUACAAGCAGAAAAGAACCCAAGUAAAGCCUUGGUCUCAUGCAUUUCCACCUCUCCUCCUCCUCUAUAGAUGGGAAGUGGCAUAAAGCAAGGUUCAGUUUCCCUUUGCAAAGUUCCUGGCUUAGUGUUACAUGUGAACCAGAAAUCUUGGUUUAAAAUAAACUUGUAAUCAUUUACCAAACAAGCCUCUGAGGAAACGCAAACCUGGAUUGUUCUCCCUGCCUUGCUGAAAAAAACAGUGUCUUUUAAACCACAAUUCCUGGUUCACAAAUAAAAUAAAGCCAAGAAUUAGGGAAAGUGAAAUUGAAUCCUGGAUUUUCCUCCUCCUGGUGGUAUUGGAGGAGAGGGAGGGAGGUGUACUUCAGCCCCCAGUGCUUUGUGUGGGCUCCUUUCUUCAUGUGAACUUAGUGCUAAACUGCGGCUUCGCAUUAUUUGUGAAUGGAGCCAAAGAGAGAAAUGUUCCUUUUAGCCAAAUCUGUGGCUGAUUCUUUUAGACCAUUCUUUGACAUUCUCCUGGGGCUUUACAAAUAUCAGUCAAGUGCACCCAGAUGUCAAAGCAUAACAUAUUCAUAGAAAAACAUUAAAUAUUUUUGCUUGGUAGGAGAUAAUUUUGAAAUGACAUUUUUUUUCCAAAAACAGGACGUGAGAGAGAGAAGAGGGUGCUUUUAAUUAAAGCAAUAAGCUAGCAAUGGUAAGCCAGUGUGCCAGAAAAGUAAUUGUACCCUGGUUGUCCUAUGCCUUAUUCUUAAAUAAUUCCAUUGUGCAUAUUUUAGCUAUACUGCAAGUGAGAGUUUAUUGAUUGCAAUUAAAUAUUUAAAAUGUCAUUCCUGACCGUCAAUUACAGUCUUUUUCUAGUUUGUGUUGAGUAAUGUUUUCUGAGGUAUGUUUUCUAAACUUUUGUAUACAAUCCAGUUUUCAGUAAGUGCUUAAAUUAGCUCUAACUUGUUUCCCCCUUUUCAUUUUCUUUUUUAAUUGAAUCUUGUACUGUAGCUUACUAAGUCUGUCAUAAGAGUUAUGAAUGCAGGUGGUUUUAAAUUGAAUUUGUGACUUAAUGUGUAUAUAAAGUGUAGAAACAUUUUACACGAAUCAUUUAGUUUUUUAUUCAUUUAUUAGCGCUCUACUAGAUUUUCAUAUGCUGUCCCUGGACAGACAGACAAUUUUCAUACUCAGAGGGAAGUCACAAGUAAGAACAUCAGCAAAACUGUAGAAGCAUUUUUGUCUGCACUGAUUUGCUUGAAUGUGAAUUAGCAGCUAAACUCCCUGAUGGCUAAAACACCAUCCCUCGAAUGAAGACUUGUAUUUUGGUUAGUGAAUGUUUAUCCUAAAGCUCCUGUUAUUUUUUAAAUAAGAAUGGGUAUAAUAAAAUGAACUAACUAGUAAUUUUAAA